AUGAGCCAAGGAGUGGGAAAAGGAAGCAGAGCGAGGCCGCGAGUCCGAAGGGAAGCGGGAGCACAGCCGGGGUCGGGAACGUCGAGAGAUCAAGAGACACAGUUGGAGCUGCAGCACGUCCAGGCACUAGAUGUGUCAGCAAAAGAGGGCAGCUUGGUGGGGAAGAUAUCCACAGCUCUCCUCUCACCCAUUGUCGACUAUUACAACGGCAAGGAGAAGCUAGACAGCAAACGCAGUAUCCGUGGCCGCGACUCGGAAGAAGGCUACCUGGAAGUAAAAGAGCAGAUGUACCAGGAGAAAUUGACAUGUCUCAAACGACAGCUACAGCAGGUACAGGAAGGCACUUUGCAGGAGUAUCAGAAAAGAAUGAAGAAACUAGAUCAACAAUACAGGGAAAGAAUACGAAAUGCAGAGCUUUUUCUGCAACUGGAGACAGAACAAGUGGAAAGGAAUUAUAUUAAAGAGAAGAAAGCAGCAGUGAAGGAAUUUGAAGAUAAAAAGAUUGAGUUAGAAGAAAAGAAAAAGAUGAUUGAGAAUGAGAGGCUAAUAAUGGAACUCACAGGAGAUUCUAUGGAGGUAAAGCCAAUAAUGACUAGAAAACUAAGGAGGGGACCUAAUGACCCUGUUCCAAUUACAGAGAAAAGACGAAAACCCGCACCUGCACAGUUAAAUUACUUGCUAACAGAUGAACAGAUAAUGGAAGAUCUGCAAACUCUCAAUAAGCUUAAAUCUCUGAAAAGACCAGCACCUCCAUCUUGUCCUGAGCAACUUCCCAGCACUCCUGCUGAAUCACCAGCACAAAGAUAUGAAGCACAAAUAGAAGAUGGAAAGUUAUAUUACGAUAAGAGGUGGUAUCAUAAAGGGCAGGCUAUCUCUUUGGAAUCUAAGGAGAAUACAAAGAUUGGCUGUGUAAUUAGCGCAGUUGGAACAAAUGAGAUAUGGGUAAGGAAGACAAAUGGUAGCACAAAGAUGCAUAUAUAUCUAGGACAGCUGUACAGAGGAGUCUUCAUUAUAUGGAGGCGAUCUGCUUCUUAG
Molecule: messenger RNA, 1035 nt
Organism: Mobula hypostoma (lesser devil ray)
Lineage: Eukaryota; Metazoa; Chordata; Chondrichthyes; Myliobatiformes; Myliobatidae
Product: sin3 histone deacetylase corepressor complex component SDS3-like
Exons: 2
Coding region: 1-1035 (344 amino acids)
Biological process (GO): negative regulation of transcription by RNA polymerase II
Cellular component (GO): Sin3-type complex
Molecular function (GO): histone deacetylase binding
Source: RefSeq, a predicted model, not a curated record